GGCACCCACCCCUAAGCCAAGCCCCACGCCACCCACGAAGCUGGGGCGGGCGCGGGUUGAAAUUUAACCACCAGGCUCGGGGCUUUGGGUGAGUUUUUACAAAAGAGGUAGGACCACCCCGCUCCUCAUUGUCCGACCGAGGUGAGGACGGAGAGUAGAAGAGCCUCCGUCCUGCUUCGGGCCCUGGGGAGCGGCCAGAAGAUGCUCAGGGCCCCGCUGUCCUGCAGGAGCCACGUGACGUCUUCGGCUUUGUCGGGCCUGGUCAGGCAGCGGUGGGGGACCCUUCGCGGUCACUGGCUACGGCCGGAGCAAUGGUGCGUGCAGGCUCCCUGCGGCCCGAGGAGGAGGAAUAACGCUGUGCACCCACUCUGGAAGGACCCCGCCUCCUCGCCAGGGGGCACCCGGCCAUCCCCUAUCAACAUCCGCUGGAGGGACAGCGUCUACGACCCCCAGCUGCAGCCCCUCAGCGUCUCCUACGAUGCGGCCGCCUGCCUCCACGCCUGGAACACCGGCUACCUCCUUCAGGUGGAAUUCGACGACUCCACCGAUUGGUCAGGAAUCAGCGGUGGGCCCCUGGAGAACCCCUACAGACUAAAGCAGUUCCACUUCCACUGGGGAGCGGUGGACGAGUGGGGCUCCGAGCACACAGUGGAGGACCACGCGUACCCCGCCGAGCUGCAUCUGGUUCACUGGAACGCUGUGAAAUAUCAGAAUUACAGAGAAGCUGCAAUGGGAGAACAUGGCCUGGCUGUCAUCGGCGUAUUUUUAAAGCUGGGGGCCCGCCACGAGGCGCUGCAGGAGCUGCUGGAGGUCCUGCCAGACAUUAAACACAAGGACUCGCGGGCGGCCCUGGGCCCCUUCCAGCCCGCCUGCCUGCUGCCCACCUGCCGAGAUUACUGGACGUACCCGGGCUCCCUGACCACGCCCCCGCUCUCCGAGUCCGUCACCUGGAUCGUCUGUAAGAAGCCCAUUGAGGUGGCUCAGGACCAGCUCGCUGCGUUUCGCACGCUGCUGUUUUCUGCUCUGGGGGAGAAAGAGGAGGCCAUGGUGAACAACUACCGCCCACUCCAACCCCUGAUGAAGCGGAAGGUCCGUUCGUCCUUCCAGACCCCUGAGGACAGCCCGGCAGCCUGACCUCACUACGUCCAAGCUAAGGGUCCAACUGACGACAAAGUACUGGUUCCCAGGUUUUGGAGUCUGAUCCUGUGUAACCUCUGCAAUUAAAAAGACAGAAGGAGAUCAUGAUUUUAGCACAUGUGCUUUGCAGUCCCAAGGAAAAGAAUCACUUCAAAGAAGCCCAAGUGCAGGAGCGCGUGGAGGUCUUGGACCCAGAGCAUCUGGGCAGCUCACUGCAGCACAGGGACCUCAGGGGGCCGGCAAGCGCUCCCCCAGGCCCAGGCUUUCCCGUGUCCAGACGGGCGCCCUGUUUCUCGCGUGGUUCCCCGGUGACACAGAGACUGUCCCAGUUCCGAAUUCCCGGGCGUAUCUGUCUGGGGCUGCUGUGGCAGGUGAAUGGGCUGAUGGACACAAUCCAGCCCAUAGCAGCCACACGCUGGGGGCUGAAACAACGGAAACUUCUCGCUCCACAGUUCUGGAGCCAGAAGGCCAAGUUCAAGGUCUGGGCAGGGCCGGUUCCUUUUGGAGCUCCAGGGGAGAAUCGCUUCCUCGCUUUCUCCAGCUUCCAGAGGCACCUGCUUCCUUGGCUGGCAGCCCCUUCCUGUGACUUCAAAGCGCAGGAGUUUUCCUAAGCGGUUGCUCAGACCUGCUGCCAUUUAAUUGCAGUCACACUGGAGGGUGCGGCGUGGUUUCUCACUGUGGUUUUGUUUUUGUUUUUUUUUUAAAUUGUGGAAAAAUACACAUAAUGUAAAAUUACCCCUUAACCGUGUUUAAGGGCUCAGGGCAGCGGUAUUCAGUACACUCAGGUUGCUGUAUAAGCAUCGUUCCCUCUCCGUUGCUGUCCCCAUUUUGUAAGACUGAGACUCGGUCCCUCUUAAACACGAACUCCCCCGCCCCCAGCCCUCGGCACCCCCCCCCCCAUCCUACUUUCUGUCUCUGUGACUGUGAUGCUUCUAGGAAUUAAACUCAGGGGAGUCACACA
Molecule: messenger RNA, 2098 nt
Organism: Phacochoerus africanus (Common warthog)
Lineage: Eukaryota; Metazoa; Chordata; Mammalia; Artiodactyla; Suidae
Gene: CA5A
Product: carbonic anhydrase 5A
Exons: 7
Coding region: 202-1134 (310 amino acids)
Cellular component (GO): cytoplasm; mitochondrion
Molecular function (GO): zinc ion binding; carbonate dehydratase activity
Source: RefSeq, a predicted model, not a curated record